GUUAAAGCCCCGCGUGGUUCUGAGAGGAGCUCCCAGUUUCCGCGUGUGCUCCUGCAUGUCCAGCGCCCACCAUGUGGGCCCUCGUCCUGGUGUGGGGCUGCCUCUUGCUCCCAGGUUAUGGAGCCAUGGUGGGCCCCAAGGAGAUCAGUGGGUUUGAAGGUGACACAGUGUCCUUGCAGUGCACUUACCAGGAGGAGCUGAGGACACACCAGAAGUACUGGUGCAAGCAGGGCGGGUUCCUCCUGUCCCGCUGCUUGAACACCAUCUAUGCAGGAGAAGAUGGCCAGGAGACGACAGAGGGCAGGGUGUCCAUCCAAGACAGCCCCCAGACGCUCACACUCCACGUGACCCUGAGGAAGCUCACCCUGCGGGACUCCGGAAAGUACUACUGUGGGGUCUCCAAACUGGGGCGAGAUGAGUCUGUCCUGGUCUCUCUGCUUGUCUUUCCAGGUCCCUGCUGUCCUCCCUCCCCCACUCCCUCCUUCCAGCCUCUUACUACAAGAAGCUUCCAGCCCAAGGCAAAAGCUUGGCAAACUCAGCCCCCAGAAUUGACUUCUCCCGGUCUCCACCAAACAGUCACCACAGCCAAGCCGGGGAAGACAGGGGCCGAGGCCUUUCCGCUCAUGGGGACCUCCCCGGCCCAGCACCCAGGAAGCUCCCCAGACACAGGAACAUCUCCAUACGCGGGGACCUCUCCUCACCAAGCAACCUCUCCUCAUGCAGGGACCUCCCGCCCACCCACACAGCCGGACUUCACCUCCGCGGAGGACACCCCUUUGUCCCCCAGCAGCAGCAGCUCCGUGUCCAGUGUCUCCAUCCCAACGGUCCGCAUCUUGGCCCCAGUCUUUGUGCUGCUGGCUCUCCUCCUGGCCGCAGGCCUGGCGGCCCUCGGCAACUAUAUUCUCCGCUGGAGGAAGGAAGCUCACCUGGCCACAGAGACACAGAGGAACGGGAAGGUCCACCCCUCACACUUGCCGCUGGAGUACACCGUGAUCAACCUCGAAGGGCCCCCUGGGCCCCACGCCAGCCCCAGCCCGUGCACAGAAACCCAGGGCCUCAGCCAGACUUCAGAGGAAGAUGAAGCCCCUUCCCAGGACCCGGAGGGGGACAUGAUUCCAGGGCCUCCCCUCCACAUGUCCGGGGAGGAGCUUGGCUUCUCCAAGUUCAUCUCAGUCUAGCACCAAGAGUUCCCUCCAAGCCGGUCCGCACUAACUCCAAUAAGCUUUCCGCGACGGCUUCAGAGUUCGCCUGCCAGACCCUGGGCUCUCCUCCUGCUUGCCCAGCCUGACCCGGAAGCCUUUGUCAGCCCCCGAACCUGCAGUGGUGGCCUCAGUGGUGUCAGCG
This is a messenger RNA of Lontra canadensis (Northern American river otter), 1344 nucleotides long. RefSeq names its product CD300 molecule like family member g (gene CD300LG). Gene Ontology annotation, molecular function: transmembrane signaling receptor activity. Gene Ontology annotation, cellular component: plasma membrane. The record is from RefSeq and is a predicted model, not a curated record. The coding region runs from base 72 to 1178 and encodes 368 amino acids. Lineage: Eukaryota; Metazoa; Chordata; Mammalia; Carnivora; Mustelidae. The transcript is spliced from 8 exons.